Messenger RNA from Nannospalax galili (Upper Galilee mountains blind mole rat), 925 nucleotides. RefSeq names its product SAP30 like (gene Sap30l). The record is from RefSeq and is a predicted model, not a curated record. NCBI's taxonomy places the organism in Eukaryota, Metazoa, Chordata, Mammalia, Rodentia, Spalacidae. Bases 1 to 666 code for a protein of 221 amino acids. Gene Ontology annotation, molecular function: protein binding; transcription coregulator activity. The transcript is spliced from 5 exons. Gene Ontology annotation, biological process: regulation of DNA-templated transcription. Gene Ontology annotation, cellular component: histone deacetylase complex.
AUGGGGAGCGCCAGCGGCGGCAGAGGCUCCGCCCAUACGGCCAGCCCGGCCAAUGAACGCGCGGAGGCGGGACUUCCGCCGAGCCGCGGCGGGCGGGGGAGCGCACUGUUGUGCGCCGCCGCCCCGGGUUACGGCCAGAGCUGCUGCCUCAUCGCGGACGGCGAGCGCUGUGUCCGGCCGGCGGGCAACGCCUCCUUCAGCAAGAGGGUGCAGAAGAGCAUCUCGCAGAAGAAACUCAAGCUGGACAUCGACAAGAGCGUAAGGCACCUGUACAUAUGUGACUUCCACAAAAAUUUCAUCCAGAGCGUCCGAAAUAAACGGAAGAGGAAGACAAGUGAUGAUGGUGGAGAUUCCCCCGAGCAUGAUGCCGACAUUCCUGAGGUAAAGGCCGGAGUGUCAGGGAGAGCCAGGGGAGAGAGAACAGUAGGUUCUGGUCCUGGCGUCUCUGGCCUACUGCGCUCGUCCUUCCUCACCAGCAUCGACCGCAGCCUCGCUGCUCACCGGGUGCCAGGUCGUAACAAGAACGGUCAGGAGGAAACUGUGAGCCGGCACUUCAGGAACAUCCCGGUGAAUGAGAAGGAGACCCUCGCCUACUUCAUCUACAUGGUGAAGGGCAACAGGGGCAGGCUAGACCAGAAACCGGAGGGCAGCAAGCAGCCAGAGUGAUGCGGAGCAGGGCAGAAGCCAUCCGAAAAGACUGCUGUGCAAUGCUCGACACAGGUGAUCCCUGCCACACCCAAGCCCAGAGAGACUGUUCGCUUCUAUUGUAAAUAAAGUUCUAGUGAUGGAUUCUGUAAAUCUUUCUGUCAGGAAGAUUAUGUUCUCACAAUUCAGUAUGUAUAUAGAAAGUUUUAAGAUAACUGCUUGGACUGAGAACACAGUAUCAUAAAAGGAAUUAAAAACCGUGUCUUCUCUGUGAGUUCAA